GGGGAAAGGGAAAAUGAGAGGUUUAGCAACAGGAAAACCGCUAUGAGAACAUUCCAGACAGAGCUGAGUUGAGGCUGAGCGGGACAAUGAGGGGUGGGACAAAACUAUACACUUUGUAAAAAAAAUGUAAUCUUGCCUUUUGAUCACGGUCAAAGACAUCAACAAAAGCUUCGCUUUUCAUAGAAGUUGCUUGAGAACUCCCCUCGGGUCGGAAGAAGUUUGGCUCCGGGUCGUAAUUAUCGUCGUAGAUCUUGACCGCGAUGACAUCAACUAUCGUUGCUCCUUCGAGUAGUUUUCACCUUUUUCACAAUACCAGCUUCUAGUGGACAACUUUUUGACAGAUACGCCGUGGAAGGAUGUGAGUUCUAUUUGGCUCUCCACUUCAGCCUUUUCUUGAAGAAAAAUAAGUUAAAGGAUCGGAGACGUUGGUGUUUUAGAAGCACCGGAGACACACUUGAAGUGGACAUGGGAGACGUGCUGUGUUCACACGCAUCACGUUAAAAGGAGUGCUGAUAACAGAGAUGGCAGGCUCUGCUUGCUCAACAGCGGUACUUGUUGGACUGUUACUGUUGGUCUCUGCUUGCCAUGCAGAGUCAGAGGGUGAUGGUAAGCGGCUGUGUACGUGCGAGAAUAACAAAGGCACUUGUGUGAACGACACAUGCCGAGGGGAUGUCUGCUUCUACAUGUGGGUGCACGGCCACGAGGAGAAAGGCUGCUUCUCGAGUCAUAACUACAGAGAGCAAUGCCUCACUUCCUUUGAACGCUUCCACGUCUACUGUUGCAGAGAGGAACUAUGCAACGCCUAUGCCACGCCACCUCCAAACAUAGAUGGAGAGACAACAACGAUGUCCCCACAGCAGCCUCGUCCAGAGCUGUGGAUCACUGUGGCUCUGCUACUCUUGUUCAUGGUGGCCAGUUUAACCGGCCUGCUGAUAUUCCUGCGCUUCCGACGUGCACAUUCCCGCCUCAAAAAUGUUGAUGACCAUGAUGUCACCAUGCUCAAGGUCCCCAGUGGAGACGACCCUACAUAUGGUGGUAUAUUUGAUGAGUUUUGUACAUCAGGCAGUGGAACCGGACUGCCCUAUCUGGUCCAAAGGACUAUGGCCCGGCAGAUCUCUCUUGUGGAAUGUGUUGGUAAAGGCAGGUAUGGAGAGGUGUGGAGGGGAACUUGGAUGGGCGAGAGUGUAGCUGUCAAAAUAUUCUCCUCAAGGGACGAGCAAUCUUGGUUCAGAGAAACGGAGAUUUACAACACUGUGCAGCUCAGGCACGACAACAUCUUGGGCUUCAUAGCGUCUGAUAUGACGUCCAAGAAUUCCAGCACCCAGCUGUGGCUUGUCACGCACUUUCACGAGCUGGGUUCGCUCUACGACUUUCUGCAGUACAGCAGCUUGGAGCCCGAGAGCUGCCUGAGGAUGUGUCUGUCCAUGGCCUGUGGCUUGGUCCACCUCCAUACCGAGAUCGUCAGCUCCCAGGGCAAACCGGCCAUCGCCCACCGAGAUUUGAAAAGCAGAAAUAUCCUGGUGAAAAGGAAUGGGCAGUGCUGCAUCGCUGACCUUGGUCUGGCUGUGAUUCACUCUCAGUCCAAUGACUAUCUGGAUGUGGGCCACAACCCUCGAGUUGGGACUAAACGCUACAUGGCGCCGGAGGUGCUGGAUGAGAGCAUACGUAUGGAUGUCUUUGAGUCCUACAAGCAAACAGACAUCUGGGCCCUGGGCUUGGUCUUCUGGGAAAUUUCACGCAGAACAAUUGUAAACGGGAUUGUGGAAGAGUAUCGUCCUCCCUUCUUUGACCUUGUGCCCUCCGAUCCCAGCUAUGAAGAGAUGAAGAAAGUAGUCUGUGUGGACCAGCAGAGACCCAGCUUGCACAACCGGCUUCACUCCCACCCAAUUAUGACGUCCAUAGUGAAGAUCAUGAAGGAGUGUUGGUUCCAGAACUCGCCGGCCCGCCUCACAGCACUGCGGGUGAAGAAAACCCUCUCCAAACUUGACCAUGACAGUGACUUCAAGAUCAAAAAACUCAAACAGGACAUCUAGCUCACAAUGGCAAAAAUUGGAAGCGGACUCAAAAUAAAAAUUGUUUGAAGGGUU
Nerophis ophidion (straightnose pipefish) is the source of this 2087-nucleotide messenger RNA. It is a transcript of the gene acvrl1, whose product is annotated as activin A receptor like type 1. The record is from RefSeq and is a predicted model, not a curated record. Gene Ontology annotation, biological process: transforming growth factor beta receptor signaling pathway; BMP signaling pathway; protein phosphorylation. Lineage: Eukaryota; Metazoa; Chordata; Actinopteri; Syngnathiformes; Syngnathidae. The transcript has 10 exons. The coding region runs from base 522 to 2033 and encodes 503 amino acids. Gene Ontology annotation, cellular component: BMP receptor complex; plasma membrane. Gene Ontology annotation, molecular function: ATP binding; transforming growth factor beta receptor activity, type I; SMAD binding.